UAAUGGUGUUCUAUGAUAUCGUCUCAGAAUAGUGAGUUGAACAGGGGGAGGAGACCUCAGAAAAUAAGAUAAAUAGAAAUAGACCUGUUACUACUAAAAGGGAAGAUUAAUUUAGCGACUAUACUACACAACCGCAAUCAUUAUGGGAACGGAUAGUACCGAUUGUAUGCUGCUUCUUGCGGCAGAAGCGUUUCAAUCUAAAAACUUCGGGCUCGCGGCGGACAUAUACGAAUGCCAACUGCUGCACCUCUGCGACCCUAGUACGCAGCAACAUCUCUUGGUGAAACGGGCCGAUGCCCUGGCAUUCGGUGGUAAAUUGACCGAUGCUUUCGAGAUCUAUCGAAAAGCCGCAGAAAUCGACAGACUACGACCAGUCCAUCUGGAUAAUCUUAUUGAAUAUCUCUCUAACAGUAUUAAAAUACAAGAUGGGACAGACAGUCAAAACAACAGACAGGAGACACACUCUGAUUGCGUUGGAUAUGAUGCAUUUACCUGCAAAAUAUGUUAUGAAUUUCUAUACGAGCCUGUUACCUUGCCUUGUGGACACUGCUUUUGCAAAAAGUGCCUGGACAGAGAAAAAAUGCCUGUCUGCUGCAAAGAAUGUAAUGACACUCGGCACACCAAACUCAAUGAUGUGGACAAUUAUAGAGUUAAUGUUGUUCUUAGUAACUUGUUGUUAAAGUGGUAUCCAAGUCAAUUACUUGCUGUUAAUCUGAGACGUGAGGGGAAUGGACUAUAUUCAGAGAAAAUAAUGGAUGCUGCUUUGGAAAAAUACAACGAAGCAAUACAAAUAGCUCCAAGGGACCAUGUGCUGUACAGCAACCGAUCACAGAUCCAUUCCAGUCUGAGGAAUUACGAGGAUGCACUUCAUGAUGCAGAGAUGGCAUGCAAACUCAUGCCUCUUUGGUCAAAGGGACAUAUUAGAAAAGCACAAGCUUUAGUCUGUCUUGGGAAAUGUGAAGAAGCGUUAAGAGAGUACCUGGUCGUCAUUACCUUAGAUCCUGAAAGUAAACUGGCAAAAAGAAAGGCGCAAAAGAUUCUGAGUGAUCUUCUGGCCCCUGUCACUGAUCAAGUACACAACAGAAUCCUGGACUGCACAAGUCUACUGUCUUCCAGAAAUAAAAUCAAAGGUGGCAUCCUGAACACCCCAACCUCAAGCUGCAACACCACCACUUCCUCCAAGUCUUACAAGGAGUACAAGAAUAUUGCCUCUCAUGAAAAGUUGACAUCGUCACCUACGCUGAGUGAACCUAAGACAGGCGGCUUAUUUGAGACAAUGGAAUGCGGCGAAAAGAAAGGAGAAGAUCAGGUGGACCUGAAUGUCUGCCAUCCCACCGUCAUUGACAGGAGCGUCUUCCUCAAACGCAAACGUAGCUCAUCCGAGGACAGCCAAGUGGAUAGUAGCGACACCUGCAAGCGCUCCAAAUCUGAAGUGACCCAGAAUGAAGAGGCGACUUCCUGGAGUGCAGUGCUUUCUGACCUCAUAGACCCGGCUGACCUGGAGUGUUCUCUUUGUAUGAGGCUCUUUUAUGAACCAGUCACCACUCCUUGCGGCCACACCUUUUGUAUGAAAUGCCUCGAGCGAUGCCUGGACCACAACCCCAAGUGUCCCCUCUGCAAGAUGGAGCUGGAAGAGUAUCUGGCAGAAAGUAAAUACAACAAGACUGUCUUGAUGGAGAACCUCAUCUGCAAGUAUCUGCCAAAUGAGCUCAUGGACAGGCAGAAAGUCAACGCAGAGGAGAUUGCAGAUUUAUCCAAUCUAAACAAGAACGUGCCUAUAUUUGUUUGCACCAUGGCCUUCCCCACCGUUCCAUGUCCUCUUCACAUCUUUGAGCCCUGCUACCGGCUGAUGAUCCGCAGGUGUAUGGAGAUGGGUACCAAGCAGUUUGGAAUGUGCCUCAGCGAUAACCUCAAAGGAUUUGCCGAUUACGGUAGCCUCCUGGAGAUCCGAAACGUGGAAUUCUUUGCAGAUGGCCGCUCCGUUGUCGACACCAUUGGGAUAAGAAGGUUCAAGGUCAUUGAGCACCACCAGAGAGAUGGAUACAACACAGCGGACAUAGAAUACCUGGAAGACGUUAAGGUGGAGGUUGUGGCAGAGAAGGAGCUACAGAGUCUCCAUGAUGCAGUAUACGACCAGGCCUUAAUCUGGGUCAACUCCCUGAAAGAAGAACAAAAGGAGAGAAUCGUGGAGCACUUUGGGCGCAUGCCAGAGAAAGACUCUGAGCCACAGGCCAGUGCCAAUGGGCCGUCCUGGUGCUGGUGGCUGCUGGCAGUCCUUCCCCUGGAGGGUCGAGCCCAGCUGCCCUUCCUGGCCCUGACGUCCCUGAAGGACCGACUCAGUGGUAUCCGCAGAAUACUCCUCUUCAUGUCCCGCAACCGCUCCUCUCGAUGACUCCAACCCUCACACAACCAUCUAUCUCCUCCAUGUGGGUGUCUGUUUUUUGUUUUUAUCUGAAAGACCGCAUUUCAACGAAAGCCUUUGUGUGAAUGGGUUACUAUUGGCAAGUGGACUUUAAUUAGAUUACUGAAAUGUGAUCCAAGGAUUAGAAGAGGCUACUUAUGGACUGAAUAUUUUAAAGUGUGCUGUAAAGGCGAUUAGUGUUUGUUUUUGUUAUUAUUUAUGAACUUCGCGUCUGCAUGGAACAUGUUUACACCACUGGGAGAAAAUUACUAUUACAAUGAUGACUUAUUAUUUCCAAAGGGUUUAUUAAAACCAGUUAGAGCUCUAGGGGCGCUAUUUCAUUUUUGGAUAAAAAACGUUCCCGUUUUAAGCGCGAUAUUUUGUCACGAAAAGAUGCUCGA
Messenger RNA from Oncorhynchus mykiss (rainbow trout), 2802 nucleotides. Its product is annotated as LON peptidase N-terminal domain and RING finger protein 3. NCBI's taxonomy places the organism in Eukaryota, Metazoa, Chordata, Actinopteri, Salmoniformes, Salmonidae. The record is from RefSeq and is a predicted model, not a curated record. Gene Ontology annotation, molecular function: ubiquitin protein ligase activity; protein binding.